UGGGGUAAUUCACAAGUGCAUAACCUGGGCCCUUUUAAGUCUCGUUGAUAGAGCAACAGGACCCCAAGCGGCUAAGGGUUUCCCUUGACAUUGCUUUGCAGUGAUUUCUCCUCAACUUCUUCAUUACCAAACUUGGAAGAUGAUUGACGACCAGGACUUGGGCUUCUUUGCCAAUUUUCUUGGCAUCUUUAUAUUUGUGCUGGUGAUUGCUUAUCAUUAUGUGAUGGCUGACCCAAAAUACGAGGGCAACUGAUGUGCUUCUUUUGGUUUCCAUCUGUGCUACGAAGUUGAUAUUUUCCUUUUUGUUCUAGUUAUGACUUAUGAGGAUGGGAUAUAUAUUUGAUGUAGCAAGACUUUUCCUGUUACAGUGAAUUUAGUCUUUCUGAUUAUUCAUAAAUAAUAUUGGAAGACAGAACUUUGUUUUGGAAUUUAACUUGUUAUUUAUUUAUAUCAAAUUUUUACAAAUUUA
Messenger RNA from Olea europaea var. sylvestris, 469 nucleotides. Its product is annotated as dolichyl-diphosphooligosaccharide--protein glycosyltransferase subunit 4A. The record is from RefSeq and is a predicted model, not a curated record. The transcript has 2 exons. NCBI's taxonomy places the organism in Eukaryota, Viridiplantae, Streptophyta, Magnoliopsida, Lamiales, Oleaceae. The coding region runs from base 140 to 253 and encodes 37 amino acids.